AUGUGGACGCGAGUAGACAUGACAGCGGUGGGAGAACUGGUGCUGGUGCUGGGCUUGCUGGUGAGUGCUCACUGUGAGGUGAGAGCACGAGACCCUGAGGUGGAGGAGGAGGAGGAGGAGCGGGGAGGAAGAGCAGCAGCUGGAGCGGGAGGAGCAGCGUUCUCCCCUCACCUGGAGAGUCUUCACCCCGGGGUGACAGGGACCCCCCCACAGGCAGACAGAGGGAACCACCCAGCCCGAACCGGGAACUGGUGUGCGUUCGUGCAGACGCGUGUGGUUACUGUUGCCGUGGCGUGUGGGACAGAGAAGUACACCAUCAAGUCGCAGAGUCCGUGUCCGAGCGGGACGGCCGACUGUCAGAUGGUCAUGUACAAGCUGUCCACCCGGCCGGUCUACAGGCAGAAGCAGCAGACCUACACCUCUCUGCUGUGGCACUGCUGUCUGGGACACGGUGGACACAACUGUGAGGAAACAGUCUCCGACACGCAGCUGGAUUCUGGACGCUUGGCUCUGAUUGGAGGAUCUGAAACAGCGAGAGCGGCGCUCCAAGCGGCAGCCGUCCAGCAGCAGCGAGUCGACGUGAACCGCGAACAGAACGACCACCAGACGUCUGUCGGCGAGCUGUACGACCCCGGCCGCCAGCACAACACCACACCACCCCCCCUGGACCCGGACCACGGCCACAGCCCCCAUCACACGUCGCACCACACCGCCAAGGCCUACGACCACGCCCACCGGCAGCAGGGACACCAUCAUCAUGAUAAACUGGACGCCACCGACCUCUCACACCCAGAAGCCCCCACCGCCCUCCCUGCUCCCGACAUGAUGGCCCUUGUGAUGUCCCAGCUGCAGCCGGUCCUGGAGGGCUUCAACCGCUCGCUGGAGCACCUGAGCCGGCAGGUAGGGGAGCUGGCCCGUGACGUGUCCCAGCUGAAGAGCCGGCAGCCGGGGCCGGAGCCCCAGACGGGGCCCUUGGAUGGCCCCGAGCUCGACGAGGCGGCGGAGGAGCGCUUGGACGCCAAACUAGACGAGCACAUGAGGGAGGUCCAGAGGCACAUGGAGAGCCAGAGAACGGACGUGGAGAACAGGCUGCACUCCCAGCAUGCAAUGCUGCACUACAACCUGACCAUCUUUAAGACGGACAUUGACAUGAAGCUGAAACGCCACCAGAAGAUGCUGCAGGUCAGCCUGCAGGCCAUGAACGCCACACUGGCUGAUCUGAAGCUGGACCAGGAUCAGAUCCCAGAGGUUCAGCUCCGUUCCCCCGGCCCGCUGCAGCCCGCUGGCGCCUCGGCGCUCUGGGAGGCCAUCGAACGCCUGGACAACAUGGUGGUCAACAACACGGUGAAGGUGGACGGCCUGAUGGAGGACGUGGAUGUGACCUCGGGGACCCUCCAGCGGCUGGGGUGGGACUUCAAGGAGCUGGUGAAGCAGAUCAACCAGACGGCCCGGGACAGUCGGGUCCUGUUCAUGGAGACGGGGCUGGAGGUGGAGGCGGCGAAGGAGGCGGUGCUGAGGCGGGUGAACGAGCUGGCGGGGAACCUCAGCCAGCAGGGCGAGCGGCUGCAGGAGAUGGACGUGGACGUGGACUACCUGUACACCGUCUUCUACGGGCAGAACUCGUCUGCAGACUGCGACUGUAAGGGGCUGAAGGCCGCCGUGGCUCACCUGGAGAGGGGUGUGGCCAACGUGACGGAGCUGGCCAAUGAGAAUCGACUAGCCCUGGACGACAAUAGUGAGGGAGGAGCGGGGCAGUGGGGCGGGGCCACUGACUGGGAGCCGGCGGUGGGGGCACUCCAACAAGGCCUCCAGGAGGUGAAGGAGUCUCUGGCCUCAGAGCAGACCAGGACCAGGACUCUGGAACACAGCCUGACCCAGCUGAGCGGCUCGUUGAAGGUCUGUCUGGCCGAAGUCUCCGGCCUGAAGGAGGCGGGCAGGAAGCUGGUGGAGGACAUGCGACACCUGUCCGCCUCCUUCACCUCUCUGCUGAAAGACGCCAUCCGACACAGCGACGUGCUGGAGCUGCUGCUGGGGGAGGAGGUGCUCGAGUUCCUGGAGUGGCCCGUCCAGGACCAGGAGGCCCACUCCAUCCCGGCCCUGAAGGAGCAGCUGGGGCAGCUGCUGGAGCAGCUGAGAAGACACGACCUGAGCAUCACCUCCCUGCUGGGCGACAGGCCAGGAGGCAGUGAGGAGGUACCGUCUGCCGACCAGCCCUCCUCCUCCCACCUCCUCCCUGACGACUGGCUCCCCGGCAGCAUGAGGAGGAGCAGCGAAGGAGUUCCGGCCAGGGAGCGCCAGCUCCUCCUCCACCCUGAGGGCAGGCGUCCGGAGCACAGAGGAGACGGCAGCGAUCUGUGGAACCUGGAGAAAACAGUGGAGCAGCUCGGGCUGAAGGUGCUCCGGCUGGAGGAGAAAUCCUCCAACACUUCUACGCCACCCGGUGGCGUGGUUACCAAACUGCAGACGGAGGUGAUGUGGCUGAAGAGAGGCUUGGAGGAGCACCUGAGGGUGUUCAAGAACGUCUUCAGUAACGCAGACGUGCUGGCGGGGGCCGACGCCACGUUGGAGCUCGAUAAACUGUGGCAGCUGGUGAGGAGCAGAGAUGGGAAGAAAGAGAAGAAGAGAGGAGGAGCGAAGGAGGGAUCAGGAAGAGGAGGAACCCAUCGGAGCAGGAGGGAUUCAUCAGGUGUUGCUCCUGUCCCAUCCAGCCUAUCAGAAGACUCUCUGCUGCUUGUGGCCGGAUCUCCUCUGAGCGUCUCAGAUGGCAUCGUCAUGUUCGAAGCGUCUCUGAACCGGGGUCGGUUUUACUCCGACACCGGCACCUUCACGGCUCCGGUGAACGGCAUCUACCUGUUUGUCCUCACCUUGGACCUGAGGCCGGGUCCCGCCCACGUGGUCCUGAGGAGGGGGUCGGGUGUGGCUCCGGUGUCUCUUCAACGACAGGAGGUGCCAGAGGCGGGGCCGGCCACUGGUGUGGGCCUUCUGCCGCUGAGCGAGGGGGAGGAGGUGAGGCUGGAACUGAAGGGAGGCACGUGGGUGGAGUCAGAGGACAAUGUGUUCACCGUGCUGCUGCUCCACCCGACCACCUGAGGGCGCUGUGGACCAAUCAGCUGACAGCUGGAGGAAAGUCGCUGAGGCCCAACACAUUCGAAAUGAGAAUUUAACGUUUCCUGAAUUCCAGUCGAUGGAGGCUUUACUCCAAACCGCCUUUCACAGUCAAAAAUGGAUAAAUUGUGGUGAUCAGAGGGAACCAAACCCUCAACCCUUAAACCAGCAGUCAGAACCACCAGAAUCUGUCGACUGCAGAUCAGAGUUUGAGCUCCACAAACGUCUCAGACUGAAUUUCAACUCUUCAGCGAGAAGAAGCCUGAAGGAAAUUUCAGAAACAAACCGAAACUCAUCUUCCAGCUCCGCUAACGUCACGCGAAUAAGUGUUGUCUUUGUUUCAGUGUCUCUAUGCUCAGUACGGGGCUGGAGGCAGGGUGUUGUAAGCUUAGCUUAGCAUAAAGACUAGAAGUAGGAGGAAACAGCUAGCCUGACUCUGCUCACAGUUAAAAAAAAAUACACUAACCGGCACAUUUAAAGCUAACAGGCGCUUCAUUUAAGCAACAGCAAUGUAAAAAAAAAACUCUGUUGGUGGUUUUAUGGAGAGCUACAUGUGCUGGAACUAUUUCUUAACAAACAACAACGUAUCCAUCCGCCCAGCAUGUUGCAGCAUGUGACUCCACCUAAAACCACAAAGUCAGGUUUUUCUGUUCCUGAACAGAUUAAACAAACCACACUUAAUGUGCAGGACUUUGUUACCUUUGAACAGAGCUAGGCUAACAGUUUCCCCCCUGCAUCUGGUCUUUAUGCUAAGCUAGGCUAGCCACAUCCCAGUUACCAUGACAAUAUUAUGACUGCUGCUCUGGGGAUUUGACCCGUAAUGCUUUGCUCUGCUUAAAGAACUCAUCGCUUUCAGCCAUCAUGAGUAUUUGAUUGAUCUGGUUGGCGUCACACUUAACUCUGAUUGGCAGAUGUUCCAGUGAUGUCACUUUAAAAAACUGCCCACAGAUCAGCUGCUGCCGACCAGGUUCUGUCUGAGCAGGCUGAAACGAUGAAUUAGAAAAAUGUGUCUUUGCAUCAGUGAACACCUGAGCUGGACUUCAUCAUGUGGUGUUUAAGGGAACUUUUACUUUACGUACAAAUAUUUUCUUUCUGUAAAGUCACGCGUGUCUGUAAUAUAAAUCCAUAAAAACAGACGUUUAUCUUCAUGACAAGGAGCAGCGCUGUGCUGUCAACAGUCAUACACGUGUUUCUAUAAAUGAGACGAGAUCUGAACUGUCUCCACUCUGUAACUUAAUAAAAAGGUUUUAUCUCCUGAAGUCAUGUGAUGUUUCAGCACUGUCAUCCCGCUUCACGCAUCAAGAAACGUCUUUACUUCCUCCUCUUAGCUUCAUGCUUCAUUAGAUGACGUUUAACUCCGGCUGAUAAACAGGAAGCAAACUGUUC
Messenger RNA from Chelmon rostratus (copperband butterflyfish), 4491 nucleotides. It is a transcript of the gene mmrn2a, whose product is annotated as multimerin 2a. The record is from RefSeq and is a predicted model, not a curated record. Lineage: Eukaryota; Metazoa; Chordata; Actinopteri; Chaetodontiformes; Chaetodontidae. Gene Ontology annotation, molecular function: protein binding. The coding region runs from base 1 to 3090 and encodes 1029 amino acids. The transcript is spliced from 11 exons.